This is a messenger RNA of Vitis riparia (riverbank grape), 2037 nucleotides long. Its product is annotated as pentatricopeptide repeat-containing protein At1g77360, mitochondrial. The coding region runs from base 232 to 1722 and encodes 496 amino acids. Gene Ontology annotation, molecular function: protein binding. The record is from RefSeq and is a predicted model, not a curated record. Lineage: Eukaryota; Viridiplantae; Streptophyta; Magnoliopsida; Vitales; Vitaceae. The transcript is spliced from 2 exons.
CUCAAAACCCUAACCCUAAUCCUAGCUAGGCUUGCUUUUAGAUCAAUCUAAAUGUGUCUGGAGUUCUGAAUUUGAUUUGGAAGUUGAAGAGGCAAUGGGCUACACACUGCAAGUAGCAAUCCCUCAUGGCCUAGAUCCCUGUGCAUCAAAUUUCAUUCGUACUAUUUGAGUUACUCAUUCACCGUCCCUUCCUGCUCCAGGCUUUUCUUAAUCAUCAAAUUGGUUGCUGAUAUGCUUAAAAUUCAGAACUGUCAGAAUAAAUGGUCACUGGGAUGGAAUAUUUUGGCCAGAAUGUGCAGUUCUGGUGAAAUAAUAAAGGAGACUGCAGAUCCAACUAAAAGGAUAUGUAAAAUUAUGAUUUCUUGCCCAAAAUUAGAGCUUGAUACUUCCCUUAGUGAAAGUGGGAUCAGGGUAUCACCAAUUGUGGUUGAGAAUGUCCUCAAGAGAUUUGAGAAUGCUGGAAUGCUAGCUUAUCAAUUUUUUGAAUGGGCUGGAAAGCAACGAAAUUACAUGCAUAGUAUCAGAGCUUACCAUACCAUGAUAGAGUCUCUGGCUAAGAUAAGGCAGUAUCAAAUCAUGUGGGAUCUUGUAAAUAAAAUGAGGAGCCUGAAGAUACUAAAUGUUGAGACGUUUUGCAUUAUAAUGAGAAAGUACGCGAGGUCUCAGAAGGUGAAAGAGGCAGUUUACACAUUCAACAUCAUGGAAAAAUAUGAUGUUCCUCCAAAUCUGGCAGCAUUUAAUAGUCUUUUAAGUGCUCUGUGCAAGUCCAAGAAUGUUGUAAAGGCUCAGGAGAUCUUCAAUGGUAUGAAAGACCAAUUUAUUCCUGAUUCAAAAACUUAUAGUAUAUUACUUGAGGGGUGGGGAAAGGCUCCAAAUCUGCCCAAGGCGAGAGAAAUUUUCAGAGAAAUGGUUGACAUGGGUUGCGACCCUGAUAUUGUGACCUAUGGUAUCAUGGUUGACAUACUUUGCAAGGCAGGGCGGGUUGAUGAAGCAGUUGGAAUUGUUAAAGAAAUGGAUUCUAGUGUUUGUAAGCCAACAUCUUUUAUUUAUAGUGUUCUGGUUCAUACUUAUGGGAUAGAAAAUCGAAUCGAAGAUGCCGUUUAUACGUUUUUAGAUAUGGAAAGGAAUGAAAUUGAGGCUGAUGUGGCAGUUUAUAAUGCAUUGAUUGGUGCUUUCUGUAAAGUAAACAAACUCAAGAAUGCAUAUAGGGUUUUAAAUGAGAUGGAUUGCAAGGGGAUCAGACCUAAUUCCAGGACCUGCAAUAUUAUCCUAAACAGCUUAAUCAGUUGUGGGGAUACUGAUGAGGCUUUUAGGGUCUUCCGCAGAAUGAUCAAGGUUUGUGAUCCAGAUGCAGACACAUACACAAUGAUGAUAAAAAUGUUUUGUGAGAAUGAUAAGCUAGAGAUGGCUCUUAAAGUGUGGAAAUACAUGAGGUUGAAGCAGUUUGUUCCUAGCAUGCAUACUUUUUCAGUUCUUAUUAAUGGACUGUGUAAAAAGGGUAAUGCUUCCAAAGCUUGCAUCUUAUUGGAAGAGAUGAUAGAGAAGGGUAUUCGGCCAUCAAGUGUGACAUUUGGGAAGUUAAAACAAUUACUUAUAAAGGAAGGGAGAGAAGAUGUACUUGAAUUUCUUCAAGAGAAAAUGAAUCUCUUGGUCAAGGAGCCUUUAUGUGAUCAAGAAAUUAUUGCUAAUGAGCUGAAUAUACUGAUCAAUGUUGCUGAGUAGUCCGUACCUGCAAUGGAGAAUUCUGGAGUUGAAAGGCCUGGGAACCACCCCUGACUAAUAAGAGUGGCAUUUGGUAAUUACAGGUCAGUGUUUUUAACUUUUUUUUCAGGCCACAUUCCGGAUUUUAUUUGAAACUUCAAUUGGUCAUUUAACUAGUUGCUUAUUUUUAAUUUUUUUCAUUUGAACUUGUAUUUAAUGUCCCUUUUUCUCGUAUUUAUACAUAUUUUAUUGUGCUUAUUUAAUGGAGAACUACACUGUUAUACAUCCUUGUACAUCUUUUGGAAAUAAAAUCAUCCUUACUGUCAAAAGAUGUUA